CCUCGUACUCUCGCGCGACGCGAAGGAGGCGGAACUGGAUUUUGAAUCAGGUGGCGGGAAGAUCGUCCGGAGCCCGAGCUCAACCCCCGUCGCCUCGUCCUCUUCGAAUGGCGAAGCAGCAGAGCCGGGAGCAGGGCAUCACCUUGCGGGGCAGCGCCGAGAUCGUCGCCGAGUUUUUCUCAUAUGGUAUCAACAGUAUCUUAUACCAACGUGGGAUCUAUCCUGCUGAAACAUUUACACGUGUUCAGAAAUAUGGACUUACUAUGCUUGUGACUGCAGACUCUGAACUUAAAAAUUAUCUGAACAAUGUGGUGGGACAGCUAAAAGAAUGGCUCUAUGAAUGCCUAGUUCAGCGGCUAGUAGUGGUGAUCUCCAGUAAAGAAACCAGUGAAGUUCUGGAAAGGUGGCAGUUUGACAUUGAAUGUGACAAAGCUGCAAAGGAUGAAAGUGCACCGAGAGAGAAAUCUCAGAAAGCUAUACAGGAUGAAAUAAAAUCUGUUAUCAGACAGAUAACAGCCACAGUAACUUUUCUUCCUUUACUCGAAACAACAUGUGCAUUUGACCUGCUGAUUUUCACAGACAAAGAUUUAACUGUUCCAGAAAAAUGGGAAGAGUCUGGUCCACAGUUCAUUGCUAACUCUGAAGAAGUUCGUCUUCGUUCCUUCACAACUACAAUACACAAAGUCAACAGUAUGGUGGCCUACAAAAAGGACAGCUUCCCCUGACUGUGCAAAUUAGACUGUACAUAAGCUUCCUCUUAACUUCUUUAGCAAAUAGUAAUUACAUUCUGCAUAGAUCCUUUGCGUUCCAGUAAAACUAACAGGGAAAACAUACUUUGUACAUAGCUUGAAUAUACUGUGGAUGUAUUUCUAAGAAUGAAUACUGAAAUCCUGUUCUUUGAUAUGCGACUGAAUUUCCUCAUUCUGGUUAUUACAGGAGUGUGGACUGAAUGUUUUUAAUUGUAUUUUGUAGGAUAAAAAAAUAAAGUAAAACUUUAACUGGUCUUUGUAUCAUAAGUGUCCUGUAUAACUGCCUAUAUUUACUUAAAUGUGAGUCCACUGCCAAUAAACUACUUAAUUUUG
Molecule: messenger RNA, 1082 nt
Organism: Podarcis raffonei (Aeolian wall lizard)
Lineage: Eukaryota; Metazoa; Chordata; Lepidosauria; Squamata; Lacertidae
Gene: MAD2L1
Product: mitotic arrest deficient 2 like 1
Exons: 5
Coding region: 108-725 (205 amino acids)
Biological process (GO): mitotic spindle assembly checkpoint signaling
Cellular component (GO): cytoplasm; kinetochore; nucleoplasm
Source: RefSeq, a predicted model, not a curated record